Molecule: messenger RNA, 1614 nt
Organism: Brassica napus (rape)
Lineage: Eukaryota; Viridiplantae; Streptophyta; Magnoliopsida; Brassicales; Brassicaceae
Exons: 6
Coding region: 1-1614 (537 amino acids)
Source: RefSeq, a predicted model, not a curated record
AUGGUGGAAGUAGGAGUAGGAAACGACGCAUGGGAUGCACUGAAGAAGUCAUCAGUUGGAGAUUUUCCUAGACUUUACGAGCUUGAUUUCAUAUGGUCUGCAAAGGUUGUUCAUUACCUCUUAACGCAUCAGCUGUUGGUAUUGGGAAGAUGCAAGAACUGGAGUCUUGAGAAAAGGAUUAUGGUAGGACGGUUGUGUAUUUUGCAUAUCGCAAUAUUUGGCAUAGCUCCUACACGUCGGAUCCCGUUGGAGUGUGCAAAGCGAGUACUUGAUUUUGAAGCUUUCGAGAGAUAUCCAUGGGGUCGAGUUGCAUGUAAGAGUUUGAUACACUCCAUUAAGUGUGUCAGUUAUGACGCAAAGAAAUCAUAUACAAUGGAAGGAUUUGUGUAUGUGCUACUCAUAUGGGGAUAUGAGGCUGUUACUGGCCUAGGAGAGCAGUACGGAAACAAAAUUGUUGGGGCAGAAGUUCCUCUCCUUUCAUGGGCUGGAUCAAGAAAACGGUUCGUGUCUGACGACUUCAUUAGACAAGAAAAAAUCAAACACGAAGAUAAGGUUCGUGUACGGCAUUUCUUUUCACACGUUGACGAGAAUUUAGUCCCUAAAUGGGAUGGUGAGCUUGAAGAUGAAAAUGUGAACCACUUGAUCCGUGAUAUACUUGAUGACUGUGUCAAUCGUAAAGCAUGGGAUUUAGUUGAAACUUCUGUUACGAAGAGGACUAAGCGUAAAGAAUCUAUCCCCAUGAAUGUUUCAGAGGAUUCAGCAAACAAGGAUAAGAAGGCUAAACCUAUGGAAGAUGGUCGGUAUAAUGCUGACGGUAAUGAUACGCCAAGCACUGCGAUGUUGACCAUGUUGAAGACUCUGACCGAAAAAGUAGACAACAUGAACACCAAUAUGGCUACUAAAUUAAUGGCUGGUUUGGAUGCAGCAAUUGGUACGAAGGUUGAUGUCAUAAUUGGUCCCUUAAUUGAGAAAGUCGCCAUCUUGGAGAUGGAAAUGCGAAAGAUGAAAGGAAAAAUGGUACCUGAAGAAACAAAAGAAGCUGCCAACUCCAAUGUGAAUAUCAAUGAGGAAGUGACAAGUGAUGCUAUGUCUUGGAUGGUGGAGAUUAAAUCCACGUCUCAGGAUGGUAUACCAGCUCGACAUGUUGUUAAGAAAGUGACGAAGACAUGCAAAAAAGGUGGAGAUAUGGGACUUGAUAAGAAUAAUUUGUUUGAGAAUAAGGUUUUCAAAACCAAGAUACAAGUCCCACAUCUACUCGAUACUGCCUCUGAGGAAACAUGGUCUGAUACAAAGCAGCGUGAAAAAAUUAGAAAAGUUAGUGAUGGCUUAGAUGCAAUUGCAGCAGCAGCUAGAAAGUUUAAUAAGCCUACAUCUUCCACGCCUCAGCCGAAGCGCCAAACAAAGUUAGCAUCGUCUCAGUUAUUUCCAUUCAUAGGAAAUUCUACCGUCAAGCGCAUCAUCACAGGUGUAAUACCAUCUGUCUCAGCAUAUGAUCCGUUUGCUGUUGUUGAAGACACUAAAAUUCGGAACUUACUACAUUUUCUACUGGAUGAUGAGUAUGCUUCUUUUUCUUUUCUCCUGUUGAACAAUGGAGGAACCGGACAGAACCUCUGA